Lodderomyces pseudojiufengensis is the source of this 2967-nucleotide messenger RNA. It is a transcript of the gene AGE1, whose product is annotated as Age1p. The record is from RefSeq and is a predicted model, not a curated record. Gene Ontology annotation, cellular component: endosome; trans-Golgi network. Bases 1 to 2967 code for a protein of 988 amino acids. Gene Ontology annotation, biological process: intra-Golgi vesicle-mediated transport. The transcript has a single exon. Lineage: Eukaryota; Fungi; Ascomycota; Pichiomycetes; Serinales; Debaryomycetaceae. Gene Ontology annotation, molecular function: GTPase activator activity.
AUGAACCUACUAUCCAAACUAUCAUUUCCAUAUAAUCAAACAAAUGAUACUAAAGUUACAUUAAAUAAAUUAAUAUUAACAGAUUCAGAAGAUUUUGAAAGAAUUAUAAUACCAUUAAAUGAAAAUAAAUAUGUUGAUUCAAUAACAAAACAAGAAACCCAAUCUCAUAAAAUUAUUGAUGAACAAAUAAGUUAUAUACAGAAUGUCAGUGGUGAUGAUGAGGAAAACGAACUGGAGAUUGAAAAAUUUCCAUUAUUAAUUAAAAUUGAUCCAAAUUUUAAUAAAUUUAAAUUACAUGUUUCAAUAAAACCAGAAAAUGAUAUAACAAAUAGAGUAUUACUAAUUGUAAAAUCAAAUGGUAUAAAUAAUAUAUCAAAAUUAAGUAAAAUUAUAGAAAAUGAAGAAAAUAAUUCCAAUGUUGAAAUUUCAAAAAUUGAAUAUAAACAAUUACCCAUUGAUGAAAACUUGCAUGAAUUUCAAAAAUUAAUUAUAAAUGAUUUUUUUAAUAAAAAUUUAAUAAAUAACACCAAGUUAACUAUUUCAAUUUUUGAACAAGAUUUAAAUUCAAAGGAAAUUAAAUAUUUUUUAAAAUUUAGUUUAUGGAUUAAUGAAUAUCAUCAAUUACCAUUGAAAUCAAUUAAUACAAACAACCUUACAAAUAAUUUUACAAAUAACAGUGCAACUAGUCAUACAAAUAGUCCUACAACUCAAAAAUCAACUACCGAUUCAACCCUAUCAUCUCCAUCAAUAUAUAAAACAACUCAACAAAACAUACCAGAACCUUUAUCAUAUAGUCUUGGAGAUUUUAGAAAAGAAUUUAGUUUCAAUAUUGAAGAUGGACCAGAAUUUAGAAAAACUUUAACAAAAUAUGAAGAAACUUUACCAACUGCAAAAAAAGUAUAUUCAUCAUUAAUUGAUGAUUUUAAAUUACUCGAGUCAAAUGUUAGAAGAAUAACUACAUGUAAAUAUCGUAUAAUGGAAGAAAUUAAUCAAUUAUGUGAUUUAGAAUCAGAUUCUUUAUUACAAGAAUUUGGUUUUAAAAAAGAUUUUCAAUUAGCAUUUAAAAAUAUAUUUGAUUCAUUUGAAAAAAAUAUUAAUUUCUUUUUUGAUAAUAUAUGUGAUAAUAAAUUAUUUACAAAAAUAUUAAAUAAUAUAUCAUCACAACUGGGAGAAAAUCCUAACCAACAAUCAGAAUUAAUUCAAAUGAAAAAACAAUUUGAAAAUGAUUCCAAGGAAUAUUAUGCAUGGUUAAAUAAAUAUUUAUCAAAUGAUAAAGAAAGACCAGAAUCUAAACUCCUAUUAAAAAAAAAAACUUUUGAAUUAUCAAAAUUUGAUUAUUUAAAUCAAUUAAGUAAAAUUACAAAUAAUCAAUAUGUAAAUGAAUUAAUUGAAAAAUUAUUUAAAUUUAUAAAUUUAAAAAAUGAUCCCGCUAAUCCAAAUUUAUUAAAUUUUAAAAUUUUUUUAGAUAAAAAAAAUUCAAAUCAGCUACUAUUAAGUAAUAAUUAUCAAAUUUAUUUAUAUGCUUUAACAAGAUUUAAUAGUGAGAAAUAUCAAUUUAGACAAAUGAUUGAAGCAAGUCAAUCAAGUGAAGAAUUAACAAAUUUAAUACGAUAUAAUAGAUUAACUCAUAAAACAUCAGCCAAUUCAAAUAUAACAACAGAUGAUUUCCUAGUUACGAAAGAAAAUUUUGAUUUAAUAUUUUCAGAUAUUAAUCCACCAAAUGAUCAACAACAACAUCAAAUUGAAAAUGAUUCUGAAAAAUCCGGAAUAUUAUUUACUUUAGGAGGUCAAAAAAAAACUGGAUGGCAUAAAGAAUGGGUUGUAUUAAAAAAUGGACAAUUAAUAGAAUUUUCAGAUUGGAGAAAAGGUAAAACUCCAAUUAAUAAACCAAUUGAAAUCGCUUUAUCAAAUGUUAAAGCUGUAAAUCAUGAUAAAAGACAAUUUUGUUUUGAAAUUAUAACUUCAACAAAUUCAAAACAUGUUUUUCAAGCUUUUGAUAAUGAAGAUAGAAAUAAAUGGGUUAAAGCUUUAUAUAAUGCUGGACAAUUAGUUAAUACAGAUAGAUUACAACAAAGAUUUGGUAAUUCUGAGUUAUCAUCUUCUGCAAAUACAAAUACAAACACUAAAUCAAAUAAAAAACAUAUAACUAAAAUUAUAACUGAUUUUGGUUCAAAACCAAUAAUACCUGGUCAAACAACUGAUAGAUCAAUAUCACCAAUAUCAAUAACUUCAAAAGAUCCAUUUUUUAAUGACAACACAGAUACCACAGAUAAUAAUAAUAAUUUAAAUCUUGUUCGAUCAAUUCCAAAUAGUAAUAAUAAUCAAUGUAUAGAUUGUAACCUGUUUGAACAAGUUGAAUGGGUAUCAAUAAAUUUUUUAAUUUGUAUGUGUAUAAAUUGUGCAUCAUGUCAUAGAAAUUUAGGAAGUCAUAUAACAAAAAUAAGAUCUUUAAAAUUAGAUUUAUUUGAAAAUGAAUCAAAAAUUUUAUUAAAUUAUAUAAAUAAUUCAAAAGUUAAUUCAUAUAUGGAAUUUAAUCUUGAAUCACAACAAAAAAUUAAUUCAAAUUCAAAUUAUGAAAAUAGAUUAAAUUUUAUAAAAUUAAAAUAUAUUGAUAAAUCAUUUAUUGAAAAAUUAUCUAAUGUUAACAAUUUUUUAUUUUCUUCUAUUCAAAAAAUUCUGAUUCAUGAUGAAUUAAAAGGUAUUUUAUGUGGAGGUGAUAUAAAUUUAAAUCUUCAAAUUCAUACUAAAGAUAAUAGAGAAGAUAAAAAUGAUACUAAUGAUAACAAAGAUAAUGAUAAAGAUAAAGAUGAUAUUCAAAUUAUAAGUCUUUAUGAAUAUAGUUUAAAAAAAUAUAUUCAAAUUGAAAAUGAUCCUACAAAUAAAAAAUAUUUCGUUGCUUCUGAAUUAUUAAUUUUAAAUGGUUGUACAAAUAUUGGUUCAACUAAGGGAAAACAUUUGAAUUCAUAA